CUGUUCGAAGUUCCACAAGGUUCUCCCGUCUCUCCGCAUUCCAACCCUAGGCCCUAGGGCAUCUCUCCUCUCUCCAUUUUGGGUUCGGAAGGCGAGCGGCGGCGACGGCAGUCGAAGAUUGAUCACAGUCAACCAGCGAGGAUCCGAGAGGCCUCAAGUGUGAAUCUAUUGGAAUGGCAAGUUACUCAGGGAGAGGAGACCCUUCAAAUGGCUCUGUCUAUGUAUGUCAAUUGCCUCCUGGGACUGAUGAGAAUAUGCUGGCUGAGUUUUUUGGCACCAUAGGGUUGCUAAAGAAAGACAAAAGGACUGGUCGACCAAAAGUUUGGUUGUACAGAGACAAAGUAACAAAUGAACCGAAGGGUGAUGCAACAAUUACAUACGAAGAUCCUCAUGCAGCUUCGGCUGCUGUGGAGUGGUUCCACAACAAGGAAUUUCAUGGAAGCAUCAUCGAAGUAUAUAUAGCAGAGUCAAAGGCCAACAUUCAACAACUUAAUCAUUCUGCAAAUCCAAGCAUGGAAGGUGAUCUGGGGGGACAUGAUGAACUGAAUGAUAGUGGGGGCAGAGGGAGAGGAAGGGGUGAUGCUUCUGGCAAAUCAUGGCAGCAAGAUGGAGACUGGUUAUGUCCAAAUACAAGUUGCACCAAUAUAAAUUUUGCAUUCCGUGGUGUCUGUAACCGCUGUGGAACAUCUCGCCCUGCUGGUGCUGGUGGCACAGGUACUGGUGGAGCUGGUCGAGGAAGGGGCCGUGGAAGCAAUGAUGCUGGUGGACGUAGCCGUCCUGUUGGUGGUCCUACAGGGCUUUUUGGUCCAAAUGAUUGGUCCUGCCCAAUGUGUGGCAAUAUUAACUGGGCAAAGCGUACAAAGUGCAAUAUUUGUAACACCAAUAAGCCAGGCCACAAUGAGGGUGGUGUGAGAGGAGGCCGUGGUGGGGGUUACAAAGAACUUGAUGAAGAAGAAAUAGAGGAAACAAGAAGACGACGGAGAGAAGCUGAAGAGGAUGACGGGGAGAUGUACGAUGAAUUUGGCAACCUCAAAAAGAAAUUCCGUGCCAAAACACAGCAGAUUGAAGGUGGACAGAUAGUUCCUGGUUCUGGGCGUGCUGGAUGGGAGGUUGAGGAUUUAGGCGUGAUUGAUAGAGAGAGCAGACGAAAAAGUGGAGAACGGGGCAGAGAUUACAAUGAUGGAGAGAGCAGCAAGAACCGAGAAAGAGGUGGCCGUGAGAGGGAGAGACGAAGAAGCCGAAGCAGAGAGAGGGAAAGGGAACGUGAGAAGGAAAGAGGGAGAGACAGAGACAGAGAUCGAGAUCGAGACUAUGAAUACGAAAGAGGUCGGGGAUAUGGAAGGGAACGUGAUCGCCACCGAGACAGGUAGAGGUUUAUAUUGCCAUGCAAUUUUUGGUUUCUAAGGCAGAUUCUGGUAUCUGAAGCAUUCUGAGUAGUUUGUUCCUGAGCUUCACUGUGAAAAAAACUCUGAUGGAUGUCAACAUAUUCUUUACCUCUUUUUGUUGUGUCUUUGUUGCACAAAGCAAAUGAGUUUAAAAUGGUAACUUUUAUUGUUGUGGACUUUUAUGUGCAAUCUAUCUGCUAUUGUAGAUUUGCUGAUGA
This is a messenger RNA of Phoenix dactylifera (date palm), 1603 nucleotides long. The record is from RefSeq and is a predicted model, not a curated record. Lineage: Eukaryota; Viridiplantae; Streptophyta; Magnoliopsida; Arecales; Arecaceae.